UCAGAAUAAAUUUUUUCACUUAAAAAUUUACAGUACCUCCCAACCUUCAUCCCCCAUUGGAGAUGGAACUUGUCUACUCUCCAAAGACCCUGAAGUGCUCAGAGAAUGUACUUCUGAUGAAUUUAAACGGCCAGAAGAAACAAUGGCGCAGGGUUUGAAGAGGCACGCUGUUAAUUUGCUACACUUCUUUGUAGAAGAUUGGUUUAUUUCUGCUUUACUUGGUUGUAUAACUGCAGCACUUUCUAUAUCUGUAGAUGUUAGCUAUGAAUAUUUGAAUCACUAUCGCGCUGUCCUCUUCGACUUUGCCCGAGAUUACGAUAAAAUGCUUGGUUUUGUUUCUUGGGUUGGUUAUCUAGGAUUUUUUGUUACAGCAGCAGCUCUCGUAUGUAAAUAUAUUUCUCCUCAAGCUAUUGGUUCUGGAAUUCCCGAAGUGAAAGUAAUUAUGAAUGGCUUUUUUCUUCCCAAUUAUUUAACUAUGAGGACAUUAGUAGCUAAAGUGCUUUCUCUGACGUUAACGUUGGGGAGUGGAUUGCCUGGACCAUUCGUCCAUAUGGGGGCAAUUGUUGGCCAUUUGUUAAGUAAAUUAACAAAAGCAUGGCAGAGCACAGCAUUUUUCUCGAACGAGGGAAGAGAAAUAGAAAUUUUGGCUUCUGGUUGUUCUGUUGGAAUUGCUUGUACUUUUAGUUCUCCUGCUGGAGCAGUUUUGUACGGAAUUGAAUGUACACAUAAAUAUUUUGCUGUAAAAAAUUAUUGGCGAGCUUUCUUUGCUACAACUUGUAGUGCUUUGAUUUUUCGUUUUGCUAAUGCUGCAAUUAUUCCCCCACAUAUUGCUGUUGAAGAAAUUAUUUGUUUUGUAAUUAUUGGCUUGAUUUGUGGUUUAUUCGGUGCCUUUUUUGUUCUCCUCCAUAGACGAAUUACUUACUUUAAAAAAAGGAAUAGAACAUUCAAAGCAAUUUUUGGGAGAAAUUCCCUUUCUUUUACAAUUUUUAUGGCCAUUAUUGUUGGCAUUAUUACUUAUCCUGAUGGUUUUGGUUACUUUUUUGCGGGAAAGGCGAACUUUAUUGCCAACUGUACAAUGUCUUUGCAUAAUGUUAGCAGUUCUAUGGGUUGUUCUGCUAAAAUCAUUCAACGUUGGACUAUAGAUAAUUGGGAAAGAGAAGGGCCAACAGAUAGAUCUACAGCUUUGGAUGGAUCAAUGGAUGCUACUAUUUUUAUGCCAAAUGUAUUCCCGGCACUUAUUGGCUAUUUGUUCGUCAAUUUUUUUCUUGUUGCAAUUUGCAUAACAUUGGCCCUUCCAGCAGGAAUUUUUGUUCCCUCUUUUGUGAUUGGUGCUUGUGGGGGCAGAAUUAUUGGAGAAUUGAUGGUUGUUAUGUUUCCAGCAGGCAUUAGAGGUGUUGAUGGUCCCCAAAUUUAUCCUGGCUUGUAUGCUGUUGUGGGAGCAGCAGCCUAUACAGGUGCUGUUACCCAUUCAUUGUCUAUCGCCGUUAUUGUAUGCGAAACUACAGGACAACUGAGUCCUUUAUUACCUGUUUUAGUAGCCCUAAUGGUAGCUAAUGCUGUCAGUUCUUUUCUACAGCCUUCUAUUUACGAGUCAAUAAUAAACAUUCGAAAAUAUCCUCAUUUGGCAGAAUUGCCACCUUCUCGUAUUAGUGUACACACACUUAAAGUUGAACAGAUUAUGGUUCGAGAUGUUGUUUUCAUUACAAAAUUAACUAGCUACAAAGAAUUGAGAGAAUUGCUGCUGGCUACGCCUCAUUUGAGAUCUUACCCGUUGGUUACUGACGAAGAAGAAAAAAUUCUUCUCGGUUCUGUUUCACGUAAAUAUCUUCAUUUCUUACUGACUGACCGUCUUGGCCCCGACCCUUCUUUAUUAUUACAUAGAAGUCGUAGAAGGAAAAGCAGACCAACAACAACAACAAAUACAGAAAAUACUGGAGAAAAUAUAAAUUUAAACAAUAAAAGAUUGGACAGUAUAAGUAGAAGGAAUGUUGAAUCCAUGCGUUUAUUGCCUGGGGCAAUGCCGCCAAAAAUGUCGGUUAUUAAUGAAAGGAAUUUGUUUGGAAAUACACUUCUUUCAAUCAGUCCUCUGCAUGAAGAUAGAGGAUCAAAAAGAAAUGUUCUAGCUCCAUUAUUAUUAAGGCAACAAGGAUUUCACCAAAUGCCGUUGUCUUCUAAAUUGGACGGCGUCCGUUCUUCUCGUAAUCGUUCUGCAUUACUUCGACAACCUAUCGACCUAGAUGAUGAAUUGGCUAUUGAUGCAGCCCCUUUUCAAUUAGUUAUUGGAACAAGUCUAUACAAAGUUCACACACUAUUUUCUCUCUUAGGCUUAAAUCAUGCUUAUGUUACACAUAGAGGACGUUUAGUGGGAGUUGUGGCACUCAGAGAGUUACGAGCAGCCCUAGCCAACAUAUAUACACGUGGAGCAGUUCCCCCAGACCAGUCAAUGUCCAGACUUCGACUCAACAGUUCUGGCAAUGAUUUAAUUCUUGGAAUUUCAAAUAAUAAUACAAAUAGUAGAAAUAAUAGUGAAGAAAAUGAAGGGAAUAAUAAUAAUAUUUAUUGUCAAACUACUCCAAGUACUGUUGCCGUUAGUGAUGUUGGCGGGGGAAGUGGUGAAGGGGAAGAGAAUAAUAAUAUUACUACUAGUACUACUACUAGUGUAUUCCCAACACCAGAAAAUAAUCAAAACCAAAACAAAAAUUUAACAGAAAAUUUACUUGAAAUAAAUCAACAACAGCCAGACACCUUAUCUCCCCCAAUUUCCUUCUUGUCCACUUCCUCCUCAAAAAUUCCAAAAAAUUCUUCCCCAACUUCCUCAACAACAACAACCACAAAUUCCUCCUCUUCCCCUUCUUUUGUAAACGAAUUAGAAGAAAUAUUGCAUUUUGGAUCCCAACAAGUUGGAAAUUUUGAAGAAAAUACUGAGGAGGAUUGGGCAACUAUUGAAAGGCCUAGAGCACACAGCGAUUUUGGAUUUGGGAAAAAUGGUGGAAAUUCUAAAAAAUUAACUCAAAGGAGACCUUGGAGAAGAUGA
Molecule: messenger RNA, 3034 nt
Organism: Meloidogyne enterolobii
Lineage: Eukaryota; Metazoa; Nematoda; Chromadorea; Rhabditida; Meloidogynidae
Source: the annotation of a GenBank genome assembly